Pelodiscus sinensis (Chinese soft-shelled turtle) is the source of this 792-nucleotide messenger RNA. NCBI's taxonomy places the organism in Eukaryota, Metazoa, Chordata, Testudines, Trionychidae. The record is from RefSeq and is a predicted model, not a curated record.
AUGAAGUGUUGCUGCUGUGUAACUUUCAAAUCAUUCCAGAAAAUAGGUGUAAACUUCACUAUAAGUAACAAGGAAACAGUUAAAAACAGCGACGUUCUGUUCCUGGCUGUGAAACCUCCCAUCAUCCCCUUCAUUCUGGACGAAAUUGGCUCAGACAUAGAGAAUCGCCAUAUCGUGGUCUCAUGUGCUGCUGGUGUCACUAUCAGCUCCAUUGAGAAGAAACUCUCUGCCUUCUGCCCCACCCCAAAAGUGAUCAGGUGCAUGACUAACACACCUGUGAUCGUGCGAGAAGGUGCCACCGUCUAUGCCACAGGGACUCAUGCAGAUGUGGAAGAUGGGAAGCUUCUGGAACAGCUGAUGGCCAGCGUGGGCUUCUGCACUGAGGUGGAAGAGGACCUAAUCGAUGCUGUGACAGGACUCAGUGGCAGUGGCCCUGCUUAUGCAUUCACGGCCCUGGAUGCUCUGGCAGAUGGUGGGGUGAAGAUGGGGCUUCCCCGCAGGCUGGCUGUCCGACUUGGAGCCCAGGCCUUACUGGUCAGUAUCUUCUCUUCCAGACUUCGUUCAGUUCUCGUCUGGCCCAGCCAGGAAGCGCCGAGCUCAGAUCAGACCCAUGCGGGCAGCGGAUUCACGGAGCUGCAGCACCUGGCGGACCAGGAGAAGGUCUCCCCGGCAGCCAUCAAGAAGACCCUUCUGGAUAAGGUGAAACUGGAGUCUCCCUCCGUUUCCAUGACCUCUGCCAACAAAGUCAGUCUGUUCAGCAGCAGCCGGGCGCCCAGCAGCAAGAAGAACUGA